CCCCACGUGACCCCGCCCACGUGACGCGACGCCCGGCGCCGCCAUGAUGGCGGCGAGCGGCGGGGCCGGGCCCGGCCGGGCCCUGGAGGCGCUGCUGGAGAUGGGAUUCGGUGCCCGGCGCGCGGCGAAGGCGCUGGCGCUGACCGGGAACCGCGGGGUGGAACCGGCGAUGGACUGGCUGGUGGCCCACGAGGACGACCCCGACUCGGACUCGGAGCCGGAGCUGCCCCCGGAGCUGGGGGCGCUGCUGGGGGGGCCCCGCGCGCCCCCCGAGGAGGACGAGACCCACAAGCUGCUGGCGGAGGCGGGGCAGGAGCGGGAGCGGCGCCGCCGGGGCCAGGAGCUCUCCCGGCUGCGCGAGUGGCGCCGGGACGAGGAGCGGCGCCGCGCGGCCGAGGAGCGGCGCCGGGACCGGGCCGAGGAGCGGGCGGCGCGGCAGAGAGUGCGGGAGAAGAUUGAGCGGGACAAGGCAGAGCGAGCGCAGAGGUUUGCCCCGGUGCCCCCAGACCCGGCCCCGGCCCCGGCGCCCGCCCAGGAGGCGCCGGCACCGAAGGAGUACGAGGAGUGCCGGAUCCAGGUGCGGCUGCCGGACGGGCGCGCGCUCACGCAGCGUUUCCGUGCCCGGGAGCCGCUGGCGGCGCUCCGGCUUUUCGUGGAGCUGCACCGGGGGAACGGGAACGGCCCCGGGGGCCCCCCCGAGCCCUUCAGCCUCCGCACGGCCUUCCCCCGGCGCCUCUUCACCGACGAGGACAUGGAGAAACCCCUGCAGGAGCUCGGUCUGGUUCCCUCCGCCGUCGUCAUCGUGGCCAAAAAAGAGGGGAGCUGAGGGGGAGCACCCCCAAGCCCCCCAAAAACCCCAAAUAAACACAAAAAACCCAAUAAAAACCCCAAAUAAACACUAAAAACCCCAAAUAAACACAAAAAAACC
Molecule: messenger RNA, 928 nt
Organism: Prinia subflava (tawny-flanked prinia)
Lineage: Eukaryota; Metazoa; Chordata; Aves; Passeriformes; Cisticolidae
Gene: UBXN1
Product: UBX domain protein 1
Exons: 8
Coding region: 44-826 (260 amino acids)
Biological process (GO): negative regulation of protein K48-linked deubiquitination; negative regulation of protein ubiquitination; negative regulation of proteasomal ubiquitin-dependent protein catabolic process
Cellular component (GO): nucleus; cytoplasm
Molecular function (GO): K48-linked polyubiquitin modification-dependent protein binding
Source: RefSeq, a predicted model, not a curated record